AUGAAUACCGAUCCAAAGACAUCCACCAUGCUCGACCACUUCACCUUCAACGUCCCGACCGCCCGGUACGACGAGAUUGUGAACUGGUACCUCGCGGCCCUCGCCCCGCUCAACUACACAAAGCAGUUCGACUUCCCCGGCCGGGCAUGUGGUCUCGGUCCUGAUAAGUCUCAAGUGUCCUUCUGGAUCGGCGCAAGGAAGGACCACGAGACGGUGGAUGCGUUCUACGAGGCUGCGAUGGAGGCGGGGGGAAAGGAAAAUGGGAAGCCCGGACCGAGGGAGAUGUAUGGGCCGCAUUAUUAUGGGGCUUUUGUGUUGGAUCCGCUUGGGAAUAAUAUCGAGGUUGUGGAUAAGACGGCACAUUGA
Molecule: messenger RNA, 366 nt
Organism: Didymosphaeria variabile
Lineage: Eukaryota; Fungi; Ascomycota; Dothideomycetes; Pleosporales; Didymosphaeriaceae
Exons: 4
Coding region: 1-366 (121 amino acids)
Source: RefSeq, a predicted model, not a curated record